AUGACGCGCCUUAUCUUCCCCCAGAAAUACAGGCCAAAAAAAGAAUCUUCCCCUAAAAAUCAUCAGAGGCAUCCUCAAACGACUUCCGGCAAAGAUUGGAAAAAUCUUGUAAAAAACCCAUCUUUCAUCGCGGAACACCUUCAACAAUCCAGUCAUCAAAACCCUUCUCUUCUUCUUUUCCAAUGGAAUAGAAGUGAUAAUCCUUCGUGCUGGCCGUUGCGUUUGCUGGAUUGUGAUUUGCAUGUCCGUGAAAUUGAUAAAGUACCUUUCAUCAAUUCCUUGGCGAGUACAAGGAUAGUCGAUUCCUGUAAUGGCCUGCUUUGUGUUGAAACCAGUCAGUAUAAAAAAUCUCCUCCUUCGCUUUCUUUGUGGAAUCCUGCGACUACAACCUUCAGAGAUUUGCCUAUAUCCAUAACUGCAAAUUGUUUUUUUAACUUUGAUGAUUGGGUGACAGGAUUUGGUUUCGGCCCAAUAGUUAAUGAUUACAAGAUAGUAAGAACUUAUGUUGCUGAUUGUUGUGUUAAUCGAGUGGAAGUGUUUUCUAUAAGUAGAGAGUUAUGGAAGGCAAUAGAUGUUGGAAACUUAAAGGGAGUGCUACUUAAUUCUGAAACUGUCACAGCUAAUGGAUCCAUACUCUGGAUUGGGUUAGAUCUACGUCUAUAUGAGGCGAGUGAAGACAAUAUUGAGGUUAAGGAGGGUGAAUAUGAUGUUAGGGUGAUAGUUUCAUUUGACAUAGCAAAGGAAGUGUUUACUUUGAUACCAAAGCCCCAUUUAGACUAUGGUACACCUAUGAAGCUUACUGCUUAUGAGAACAAACUUGCCAUGCUUUGUGACAUUGGGAAAGGCGAUGACGGAACAUCUAAUCUGAUUGAUUUGUGGGUGUUAGAUGAGGGUAAAUGUUCUUCUAGGGAGACAUGGAGCUGGACUGCAAGAUAUGCAGGCAGCCCCUUUCUAUGCCGGAGAAGCCAUUCUUUUCUUAGCACGAUAUAUUCAAUGACUAUAUAG
Molecule: messenger RNA, 1005 nt
Organism: Neltuma alba
Lineage: Eukaryota; Viridiplantae; Streptophyta; Magnoliopsida; Fabales; Fabaceae
Product: F-box protein At3g07870-like
Exons: 1
Coding region: 1-1005 (334 amino acids)
Source: RefSeq, a predicted model, not a curated record